UAAAAGUAGAUAAUAUUUCCGAGAAAGUGCCGUUUUCGGGGGAAUAAUAAUUGUUAAAUACAUGAAGACAUAUUGUGUGGGGUAAAAUUUUAACUUCUGAGGUGUGAGCUGUUUGGAUGAUGUUUUUUUGUGGAUUGUGCCCGUUGAGCAGUGAUCAGCGCGAACAGUUAGCCACAUUCAACGGCUAGCAGGCAGCAUCUCAGACCUUAUUAUCCCCGAACUACUUCACACGACGGGGCCCAAAGGAUUGUCGUCCGUUUGAUAUUUUUUAGGUAAAUUUGCAAUUGCACGGGUGAAAACCAUGGGUGGAAUCAAACAGGAGCAGAGUGACGCUUCCCAGCAGCCCAAAGCUUCACACUCAGCAGAUCAGCCACAGGAGGAGCCAAAGAAGAGAGGCUGGCCCAAAGGAAAGAAAAGGAAGAAGGUGCUACCAAAUGGCCCCAAGGCACCAGUAACGGGAUAUGUCCGUUUUCUUAAUGAACGCCGAGAACACAUGCGUGCUCGAUACCCCGACUUACCAUUCCCAGAAAUCACCAAGAGGCUUGGAGCAGAGUGGACCCGGUUAAACCAGGGUGAGAAACAGCGUUAUCUUGAUGAAGCAGAAAGGGAGAAGAUGCAGUACGCUCAGGAGCUAAAGGAAUACCAGCAGACUGAGGCCUAUAAUAUUACCAGUGCCAAGCUUCAAGACAAAAGAAUAAAGAAGGAAGACCCCUCUUCGGUCCUCACUGGCACUAGUUCAGGAUCUUCUUUGCCAAAGGCUUCAGACCUUUCAAGGUUUGACAUCCCUAUCUUCACUGAAGAGUUCCUUGAUCAGAACAAAGCUCGAGAGGCUGAGUUACGUCGGCUUCGUAAGGCCAACAUUGAGUUUGAGGAGCAGAAUGCAGUGCUGCAGCGACACAUUAAGGACAUGUACAACGCUAAAGAGCGCCUGGAAGCUGAACUGGGCCAAGACGAGAAACGUACCCAGGCUCUUCAGCAGCACUUGCUAUCCAUUAAAAACACGCUGGUCAGCAGCCUCUCGUCAGUACCCCUACCAGGCACAGGUGAGACUGCGUCUCUUGGGAACCUGGAUUCAUACCUGACUCGUCUCAGUGGAGUGCUUGAGGGGAAUCCCCACAAGCAUCGUGCUCUGCUCACACAGCUAUGUGAUGUCCUCUCUCACCUAGACAGUGAAAAGUUAUGAUGAGACUCCUACUGGAGACCGUUUUAUUCCUGCAUCAGAGGAACACGUGACUGGCCCAGUGAUGUCAGUUCAGUCUGUGUCAUUCAACAGGAGCACGUGAAUGUCUCAUGGAUAGUUAAUACAAGGGUACAAACGCUUCAUAAAAAAACAGCCUAUUUCUAUAGCACCUCUUUAUUAAUAAGUAUCUUCACAACGGAGAUAUGUGUGUCAUGUGUUCUGUUUAUUUUUGUGAAUGUAAAUCUGUGUGAUGGUGUUGAGGGCUUUUCUGUUCAGGAAAUUCACUGAGUGUAACGUAAUUUUACCUUUUGAACGACCAUAAUUAAAUUACCAUCAGCCCAACUCUGGAUUUACCUGCAGGCCUCUGUCCAAUAAGACAAGCCUAACUAUCUGUUUACAGUAAAUGCCAUUUGACAUAAGGCAAGUGAGUAAUGUCAAUGUAGUGUUAUUUAAAAUGCUCGAAAUAACUGGAAGGGGUGCAUGUAAAAUGUUGCAAUAGACUGUUAAGAGCAGACCGUGGAAUGGACGAGCAGCUUCACAUGUAUUCAGAAUAUUAUAUAUUUGUAUUUUUUUAUGUUCAAUAAAUCAUGCUGAAAAUGCA
Molecule: messenger RNA, 1781 nt
Organism: Betta splendens (Siamese fighting fish)
Lineage: Eukaryota; Metazoa; Chordata; Actinopteri; Anabantiformes; Osphronemidae
Gene: hmg20b
Product: high mobility group 20B
Exons: 9
Coding region: 302-1183 (293 amino acids)
Biological process (GO): regulation of gene expression
Cellular component (GO): nucleus
Source: RefSeq, a predicted model, not a curated record